AUAUUCUGUGGCGCAAAACAAUUCUAACCUCUCUUUGAUUUUCAUAUUUUCAACUUGUCUAUAACUUGUCUAUGGAACUUGUCGCAAAUAAAUUUUAUGCAUUUUUAAAUGGCAUUUUAAAAAACAUUACGAAUACACAGGCCCCACUAGUUAGAACCGGAAUCAGGGUGCAAUCAAGUUACUACCGAUUAGUUUUAAACCAGUUUUUGAUAUAGACUAAAGUGAUCUAUUCAACAUAAAAUUACGAAAAUGCCAAAAGUAAAGCAGCUGGAAAAAUGUAAACAUCCUGACAGCAGAAGAACUAAAGCUUUAACUAAAAAGUUAACAAGGAAUAAUAAAAAAGAUAAAGCAAAAUUAUUAACAACCAUCAAACAUAAUAUACUGGGAGAGAAACUAAUAUGGUUUAGAGAUAAUUUAAUUCAAGAUCAAAACUCAUGUGGCCCAAAGGAAAUUGAACUAUUAAUAAUAAAAUAUCUAGAUCGGUUUCAUGAGGAAUUGGAACAAAUUAAAUUAAAGCACUCAAUAGGUCAAAGAAAGAAUAGGCAACAUGCAAAUAGGGAAGACAUUAUUAAUCUCACAAUCAAAUCUGAUGAAAAAGAGUUUGAAACAUGUGGAAUAGAAUUACCUGAUCUGUUAAAUCCAGUCCAAUUGAAUUUGUUGAAAAACUGGACUGGUGAAUUAAAAUUUGUGCAGAAUUUUAAGUUUCGCAGGUUUAGUAAGAACUUUUUAAAAGAAGAAAUAGCUAAAGUUGAUCGAGUUGAAAAAUGAAAUUACAACUAAUAGAUGAUAAUAAUAAAAUUUGUUGAAUACUGUUUAUAGUUGAUAAAUAAAUAUUUAUUAACUGUUAA
This is a messenger RNA of Sitophilus oryzae (rice weevil), 848 nucleotides long. Its product is annotated as translation machinery-associated protein 16 homolog. Gene Ontology annotation, cellular component: nucleus. Bases 250 to 768 code for a protein of 172 amino acids. The transcript is spliced from 6 exons. The record is from RefSeq and is a predicted model, not a curated record. NCBI's taxonomy places the organism in Eukaryota, Metazoa, Arthropoda, Insecta, Coleoptera, Curculionidae.